CCCCGGCUGAGGGGCUCCGGCACAGGCACCCGGCGGCGGCGGCGGCUCCCUCCGGGGUGAGGCGCUCGGAAGCCGCGGAGGAAGCCGGCUGAAAGGCGAGCGCAGAGCGGGGGGUCGGAGCCGCCGCCGCCGCCGUGUGGAGGCGGCUGAGCGGUGGGAGGGGCGGGGAGGGACCAGCCGCCGCGGUGACAAGGUGCCAGCGGAGCGGAGGGGCCGCCGCCUGCGCUCCGCCGCCCUCGCCGCCCGCCCGGAGAAGUUUGACUCGGGAGCAGCGCAGCCGCCCGGGCCGCCGCGGCGGGGCCGGGAGCCGCGCCGGGAGUCGCCGCGCCCGGGGCCGCCCGCGGCGGGACGGGGGUCGCCUCCGGCGGCGGCGGCGGCGGCGCUCCGGGAGCCGCCCCGCCCGCGCCAUGGCAGCGCGGUCCCGGAGACCCUGGCUGAGCGUGGUGCUGGGGCUGGUGCUGGGCUUCACCGCCGCCUCCUGGCUCAUCGCCCCCAAAGUGGCCGAGCUGAGCGAGAAGAGGAGGCGCGGCGCCAGCCUCUGCUCGUACUACGGCCGCUCGGCGGGUCCGGGCGCUGCCGGGGGCGCGGCGGCGCCGGGGCCGGGGCCGGGCGGGCAGCGGCCACCGCCGGAGGCAGCGGCGGUGCUGGGCGGCGGCACGAGCUUCAGGAGCAGCCCCUGGGAGCUGCCGCCGGCGGCGGCGGCGGCGGCGGCGGAGGGAACGGUCUCCAGCCCGGCCGCCGGCGGGGAAGGGGAGCCGGAGGAACAGGAGGAGGACGGCGGCGACAAGCGGAGCGGCCGGCCCGGCGGCAGCCACAACGGGAGCGGGGACUGGGGGGGUGGCCCGGGCUGCGCCAAGCCCCGCAACUUCCUCUACGUGGGGGUGAUGACGGCUCAGAAGUACCUGGGCAGCCGGGCGGUGGCGGCGCAGCGGACGUGGGCGUCCUCGGUGCCGGGACGCGUGGAGUUCUUCUCCAGCCAGGGCUCCGCCGCGCCCCCCGGGCUGCCCCCGCUGCCCGUCGUCGCCCUGCCCGGCGUGGACGACUCCUACCCGCCGCAGAAGAAGUCUUUCAUGAUGAUCAAAUACAUGCACGACCACUACCUGGACAAGUACGAGUGGUUCAUGCGGGCGGACGACGACGUCUACAUCAAAGGUGAAAAAUUGGAGGAGUUUCUUCGCUCACUGAACAGCAGUAAACCUCUGUAUUUGGGACAGACUGGUCUGGGAAAUAUUGAAGAACUGGGAAAACUUGGGCUGGAGCCUGGGGAGAACUUCUGCAUGGGAGGGCCGGGAAUGAUCUUCAGCCGGGAGGUCCUGAGGAGGAUGGUGCCACAUAUAGGUGAAUGCCUUCGAGAAAUGUACACCACUCAUGAGGACGUGGAGGUGGGCAGGUGUGUCCGAAGGUUUGGAGGAACUCAGUGUGUUUGGUCAUAUGAGAUGCAGCAAUUAUUCCAUGAAAAUUAUGAACACAACCGCAAGGGUUACAUUCAAGAUCUUCACAACAGCAAGAUUCAUACAGCCAUAACACUUCAUCCAAACAAAAGACCAGCCUACCAAUACAGGCUGCACAAUUACAUACUGAGUCGCAAAAUUUCCGAACUGCGCUAUCGGACCAUCCAGCUCCAUAGAGAAAGUGCCCUGAUGAGCAAGCUCAGUAACAGUGAAGUAAAUAAAGAAGAUCAGCAACUGGGAGUGAUGCCAUCUUUCAAUCACUUCCAGCCACGUGAAAGGGAUGAAGUCAUUGAGUGGGAGUUCCUGACAGGAAAAUUUCUUUACUCGAUGGUGGAGAACCAGCCACCCCGGCAAAGCCUGAGCACCGUCCUGCGGGCUGCACUGGAUGACACCGUGAUGCAAGUCAUGGAAAUGAUAAAUGAGAACUCUAGAUCUAGAGGAAGGCUCAUUGAUUUCAAGGAAAUACAGUAUGGCUACCGCAGGGUGGACCCUCUGCAUGGAGUGGAGUAUAUCCUGGAUUUACUACUUCUGUACAAAAGGCACAAAGGAAGGAAAGUUACGGUUCCAGUGAGGCGGCAUGCUUACCUUCAGCAAUUGUUUAGCAAACCCUUCUUCAAAGAAGCAGAGGAGCUGGAUGUAAGAAGCCUGCUGGAAGAUACCAACACUGACACUCAAUCUUUCUCUUUUCUUUCAAGUUCUUUAAAGAUUUUUUCCUCAUCAUUCCAAGGCACCAAAGACACGGGGGGACGCAGUAACAAGAAAAUACAUAUUCUUGUCCCUCUUACAGGAAGAUUUGACAUUUUCGCAAGAUUUAUGGAUAACUUUGAGAAGACUUGUCUAAUUCCCAGGCAGAAUGUAAAGUUGGCAAUAAUUCUCUUCAGUUCUGAGUCAGGCCAAGACACCAGAAAGCACAUAGAGCUAAUAAAAGAAUACAGCAUUAAGUAUCCUAAGGCAGAUAUGACCCUGAUUCCGAUGUCAGGAAAGUUUUCUAGAGGUUUAGGUCUUGAAAUGGCUUCAUCUCAAUUUGACAAUGGCACUUUGCUGCUCUUCUGUGAUGUUGACCUGAUAUUCACACCAGACUUCCUCCAGCGUUGCAGAGAUAACACUAUUCAGGGAGAACAGGUUUACUACCCUAUCAUCUUUAGCCAGUAUGAUCCAAAAGUUAUAUAUGGAGGCAAUCCUCCAGCUGACAGUAGUUUUGUUUUCACAAAAAGAACUGGAUUUUGGAGAGAGUAUGGCUUUGGAAUUACCUGUAUUUACAAAAGCGAUCUACUUACUGCUGGUGGGUUUGAUACCUCAAUUCAAGGCUGGGGACUUGAGGAUGUAGACCUCUUUACAAAAGUGAUAACAUCUGGCUUGAAGGCUUUCAGAAGUCAAGAAGUGGGAGUUGUCCAUAUUUUUCAUCCAGUUCAGUGUGACCCCAGUUUAGAUCCGAAACAAUAUAAAAUGUGCUUAGGGUCCAAAGCAAGUACUUUUGCCUCUACCAUGCAGCUUGCUGAACUCUGGCUACAGAAACAUUUGGGUGUCAGGUACAAUCAAACUUUCUCCUGACAUUGCAGCCUAUUUGGCCUUUUUAGGGGAGUUUACCUCAUUAUUGUUAUUAUUAUUUGAUUUUGCUGUUGUAGUUUUAAACUCCCUCCUCGUUGUCUUCCAAAGACUGUUGACCUCAAGUGAGAUGAGUCUGCUGUUCACUGAUGUUCCUUAUACCUACUGAACUGGUGAGGUGAAUUCCUUCAUAUUCCCUUUAUUUGAAAUUCAGUCAGUUCACGGCAAUCAUAUGAUCCCAUGGAGCACAUCCAUCAAAAGAGACUGCAUCAGAAGAAUGUUCUCUUUCAGCUUUUGGAUGCGGUAUCAUCUUUGUUGCAUUUCUCAGAUUUGAUGUGAUACAAAUAUUUACUGGUGAAGGUACCACAAAAGUGCUUUAUGCUUCUUCUGGGGAUGGAACUCUAUAAGAUAAACUUGAGUUUUAUAAUUUAUAUGAGGACUUGUAUGUAUAAACGCUACUUUUCUUCAUCUUUAGAAUUUUUAAAGUAAAUGAAUAACUAUGAUUGUACGUUUAUUUUUAAAAAAAAAAAAAAACAAAAACAGAAAAGCUGAGGAGCUACUUGCAAAUACACUGGUACUGGCUACCAAGGUCCUUAAAUGUCCUAUUAUAGUAAAAAACUCCUCACUGUUGUUCACUCUAAGUGUAAAUGAACUUUAUUUUCACAAGGAAAAGGAUUUAAUCAAAUGCUUCUGUACACUUUAGAAGAUUUGUGAACCAACGUCCUUCAUUUGCAGGCAAGAAGAAACUAUGACUUAACAUAGUCAUUUAUGACAAAGUGCAGGCAUACAGUAUUCUUUCUUUGAAACACAUAGUAUAAGUUGCUGUUUCUCUUUUUAGAAUGAAUCUAUAAUACAUAAUUUUCUUUUACAUUCCUUUCAUAAAGCUGCACUUGAUACAGAGUGUUAGAAGGUAAAGGGUGUAUCCUUUUUUUUUUUUUUUACAUUUUCCAUGAAUAUUGGUACUCAGUAGAAAUUUGUUGUUAAAAUAAUUGUAGAAUAAUUAUUUAAGUUUCAGAAUUUACUAUUGCUGGUCAAAGUUCUUUGCCAAUAUAUUUAUAUUAAUGGAGGUUGUAAGACUGUGUUAAGGUUUAUCUCUCUGGACACCCUGAAGUUGUCAUAUUGUGGAUUCACAGAGUAAAGUAUCUAAAAUGAUACCAACAUAAGAAAUAAUAAAAUAGAUUUCUGUAUUGUAGAGAAAUGUUUAUAUAGGGAUAUAUAUGUGUGUGUGCGUGCGUGUGUGUAUAUCCCUAUAUAUAUAGAUAUAUACAGAGAGUAAUUUCAAAAUUUGUUCCUCUUUUCAGUUCAGGCAGUGAUUUGUUGCAAUCAUUAUUUUUGCAACAUUCUUGAAACAUUUCAUAUUAUACUGUGGUAAGAGCUCAAAGGCAUCCAAGAAACCAUCAGAAUUCAGCAAAACUUAAAUUAAUACAGUGGGUACCUCUAAUAACCUCAGUACCCUUGAUUUCAAACUACAUUUCAAAGAGACCUGGGCCAGAAAAAGCAUGCAAUUAUUGAAUUUAAGUUUGAAAUUUUUCAGCUGUAAGAGACUCCUUUGUUGCCUUUCAAAAAACAACUAAAAGAUUGGAAUUCAUUGACACAUCUAUUUGUAUGAAAAUAUCCUGAUAAAUUUCCUAAGGCACAAGGAAAGUGUGUAGAUCAGUUAAUGUUUCUCAUCUGUGGUUCUCUGUUCUGGAUUCACCAUGCAAGGAAAAACGCAUCCCUGCAAAGGAGUGAGUAAAUUCAGAAUUAAAGGACUGGCCGUAGCUUUCUGUAUGCUUUAAAAAAGGCUCUCCCCAUUGUCUUGGAGAAGGUAGUAAUUGUGGUAGAUGGGAACAGAUAGAUGAUAAUUCAUGCUUGACUGCCCUCCCCAAGGAGAGCUGCUGGCUUGUUAUUCUCCUGGAGGCUCUUGCCUUCCUAGUAUUGUUAGCUCAAAUGUCUGAAGAAAGUGAAAUGCAGUAUUACUUAUGAAAUAAUUCUUGGAAACCACUCUAAAUUGAGUGUAGAGGUCAUGCUUUGUUCAGUCAGAGGUCCAAGAACAAGGAACAUACAAUUUAUUUGAUCAGUCUUGACUAACUGAUGCAACUCAGAUUGUAAAUACCAAAAACUGAAUGCCUGUUGAUAAAUGUCUGUGAUGAUUUCACAAACAUGAAAAAAAGAAUUAAUUACAAGGACAUCUAAGGAAAUCAUUGUCCGCUGGGAUAUGUUCCAGUCCUUAUUUCAAUUACUUAACUUAGUGGCCAGAAAGUAUUUGCUCAGCUCAAAGUAAAAUAGUAGAUUAGAACAAGAAAUGAAACCAAUCAUUCAGUGGGGAUAAAGAUGUAUACAGAGGGCUUGCAGGAUCAGGUCCUACAUGAUAUAAGCAAAACGCUAGUAUUUACCAGUACAAAUAUUUAUUUAGUGUCUGACUGAUUCAUUUGUUUAUAUGAUGAAUUACUUUGUUAAAAACCUGAUUAUAAAUGUUUAUUAUGAAAUACUGCAUUGUCUUUUGAAAUAACUAUCCUGAGAUAACUUGAGAACUUGUGUUAGUUUGUUUAAGGAAUAAUAUGCCUUCUAAGGAGAUAAUAUUAAAACAAAAAAAAGCACAAAAGUGUUAGAGUAAUGUUAUGGACGUAUAGAUUAAGAUGGGAAUGUCUGUGCUAAUCAACUGUUUGCUUGUCUAGUCUGAGUCAUAAUCUUGAUUGUAAAAUGAAAUUUCUCUGUGUAUGAUGUCCCUUUAUAAAUGCGUAACUAAUGAAUUCACAGUAGAACGUAAUGACCAAUUUUUCCCAAACCUCCUUACCCUGGGAAUAGCUUCCGUAUUUUGAUUGCUGGGAAGUGCGUUGUGAACUGCUCACACUUUGGCUUUUCAGAUACUGCCGUUCUUAAAAAAAAAUCUCUGCAAUCCCCACGCAGAAACCUCAGAAAUCCCCACGCCACCCCCAUCCUGACAUGUUUUUCCAUUUACAGUACUUAAUUUAGCAGAGCAUUUGCAUCUUCUUGAUGAAGGCAAAACAUCAGGUUGGGCUUCCUAAGACUUGCUGAGUGUACUCUGCAUCAGGGUACUGGUUCUCAAGCUGGAGAAAGGCAGAGGGCCAGGGGGACACAUAAGACUCACCUGUGGGAGUCAGCACCUUCUGCCCAAGUCACCUCCUUGCAACCACCAGCGCUGCCAGAUGCCUCUCCUUGGAGCUGCAAAUAGGCAGAGCAAGCCAGCACAGAAGAGCUGCACUGGUUACCACCAGCUGCUUUUGGGAAGCAAAAGGGCCAUUUUAAUCAGGGCUUGGGAGGAAUGACAGGAGGAUGCUGAACUGAAGUUUCAUUGGGUUGGGGUGUCAAGGUAUCUCCUGCAGAUUCUGUGUCUCCCUGUCCCCAGGUGGAAAGAGUCUGGCCCCACACCUCUUCCCUCUUUCUUCUCAAGGAGCAUUGUGAAGGAAGGGGCUGAACCAGCAGUGCUUCCACUCAGUGGGGCUAGUGGGCCUGGACCAUGCACUUGGAGUCUUACCAUGUCAUGGGACAUGCAGGGAGAAAGCUGCCAAGCGGUAUUCCUAAAAAGCAGUGCAGAGAGAAGCACCUUCUGCACUCACCAAAGACCAUAAGGAUGUGCACAAAAGUGCCUUUUGGAGCCUUUGUACCAGUGUGUGCUUAACAGUGCCUCAAGAUUCUUGCAACAAUUAUGAUGCUGGUAAAAUGGCUCAUCUCUGAUCACUGCGGAUCCUGAGGAACUGUGGAGACUUCCAAGGAGCAUGAAUUAACAACCACUUUCUUUAAAUAGAGCAAAUAAGCAAUUUAAACUUCUGCUGGUUUCCUAAGAAGUAAUUCUAGCGAUUAGUUAAGACAUAGUUUGCCACACAGAUGAUUUUGCUCCAAAGAACAAUCCUAGCUUUAAGAUAUAAACAAAACACAUGUGCAGUCUACAUCUGAUUUCUUGCAACUUGAAAUCAGUUAGGAUUUUUGGAAAAAAAUAUGGACUAAGAAUUGGUGAGCUGCUGACUAGAGGAAAGUUUUGUAUUUCUGCUCUAUUUUUAAAAAAGAAUCAGAUGAGAAGGAAACAAAAAAUGCCUGUAGUAGAUACACACAGAAAUCAGCCAUGAUGUGUGGAUAGCAGUGAUGAUUAUGGUCCUAAACUGCCGCACAAUGAGAUGUUUCACAGAAGUCUAACUAUUUACAAUAACUGAAUAUCACUGAAGGUUAUGCUCUGUCAUAAGUCUGUAAGUAACAUACAAAGUUAAGUCAGUCCAUUUUUAAUUCAUUAAUUUCUUAGAAUAAUUUUCUUUACAUUUUCUUCUGUCAGCAUUUAUUCACUUGAUUAAUGAGCUAGCUUUUCAUGACUCACUCUCUCUUCCUCUUUUUUUUUUCCAUUUGCCGUAUAUAUUUCUUCAGUAUUUGAAAGUUUUUGAGCUAGCAUGAUAUUUCUGUUAUGGUUUUAUGAUGUCACUGCCAUAUAAAACUGCUGAACUAGAGUAUUUUGCUGAAUGAGUUUCCAGUCCUGUUUCAAAUUGUUUCCAUUUGUCAGUCACUCUUAAGUUAAAAGUGUUCUGAAUAUUAUUACUUCAUCCCUUCCUCUGGUUUCCUUCGUACUGGAAUCCUACCAAGGCAAUGAAAUGCAAAAUCUUUCCAAUACUUAAGUCUAGGAAAAUGAACAGAAUCUGGGGAUUUUCAUCAUCUCUUUUUUUUGUUUGUUUGGGAUUUUUUUUUUCUUCAGAUCUUUUAUUUGGAAUUUCAGAAGUAUAUUUAUCAGUUCCAUAAUUUUAAUAAAAUAAAUAAUGUGUAUUAAGAUGUAAGACAGCACAUAUAUGGACUAUGUGAUACAAACUAAUUUUACAUCCUUAUUUUCUAGGAACCUAAUUAUUCAACAGAUGUUUUCCAUUUAUAGGAACUUUCAAGAUAUAUUAAAAGGAUCCUUGCUGAUUAAGUGUUUAUUUAGCAUUAGUGGAAAGCUUAAUCAUGUAGGUAGAGAUCAAAAGAUACACUAUAUACUGUAGGCUGAUGGGUUUUGUUUCUUUUGUAGCGCUGGUGGGAAGAUGUCCUCAGGUCUGCAUAGGAUGCCUGCAGUGUGGUAGUGUUCUUCACAAAUCAGCCACAUCUAGCAAUGAUUUUAAGUGACUGCAAAGCUACGGGCAUAGUAUCCAGCUUAAUGCAGCAGGCAAGACUUACUGGACUUGCCUAAACAUGUGAGAGACUGAUCCUCAGAUUCAGAGGGACUGUGGUGUGGCAUAAUCAGAUGGUAGGUACAUAGGUCAAAUACACCUGCUGCCACAACUUCUGGACACACCCACUGAAGACAUUCAUACAAAAAGGAGACCCCAGCAAUGCAAUGGGCUCUGUGAAGAUAUUCCUAAGAGAGAUGUAUGCUAGCUAAUGUAGGUGCCAAAUACUUUUACUUAGAGCAGGUAAAUUGCCUUUAGGUGAUUUCAUCGGGGGGAAGAAAAAAGCAAUAGAGAGAAUAAAGUGAAUGAUGAAAAAAAAAUGCUUGUGCUUGAGAUCAUGAACAUUUUUAUUAUUGGUUAUUUGGGGAGCCUUCAUGACUUGCUCUCGCCCUUGCUUAGGGUAAUAUGGAGCAAUAUGCUGAGUUUAUUUUCCACAUUUGUCCAUAUGCUGCUGACUAAAGAAAAGAUAAACUCACUAAUGCUUUGAAAAGGGUAAUUGAACCAUGACUGACCAGAGAGAGAACUACUGUGCAUAGUUAACUUCAAAAUCAAAGCUUAGAUCUGCUCCCAGGUAAGGACAAUUCUCUUAGCCGGCUGUCGUGGGCAGACAUAGGAAGUAGAAGCCUGAAUUUGUACAAAGCGCAUGGUACCCAGUGAUCCACCUUCACGCUUCUAGUGUGUGACUGCUGGGAAGAGGCACAAAGUCCAAACACAGUGCUGCCAGCAGUUGAAGAAUAAAAAUUAGGAAUGCAGGUAAGUGAGGAAUGCAGAAAAAGUGUUUCAUGGGUGACAGGAUGGAUAGGAAUGAUGUAAAUCUAGAGAGGUGCAUGUGUAUCUUUCUUAUGUUAGGAGAGUGGAACACAAAACUUGUUUUAAAGUAGAACUCAUCUUUCCUUUCUUCCUGAAAGCUUUGUGUUCCACUUGUACGUGCAGUGACAACUGCUGAAACCAUGUGUAAGAAUACCAAAACUGUAGACCUUUCACACCUGGUUUGUUCUGACCAGCAUGCCCAAGUUCACUGCAGUGGUAGUUUAACUGGCAAUUAUGGCUUCUUCCUGUUCUGUUUUAAGACGUGGCACACUUUAUUUAACUGGGAGCGAGAUCUUUGACAGCUUUGUUCUGUUUGUGCCUAAGAUGCUCUAGUCUUUCCAUUGUAACUUCAUAUGUUGUACUGUUAUGUGGUACAUCACUGCUUUAAAUGAAAAAGGGUUUCUUUAAGCAAAGGCUUCUGGACAGUAGUGUACAGCUGCAAGCAAAGCUACAUGGUU
This is a messenger RNA of Phalacrocorax carbo (great cormorant), 9387 nucleotides long. The record is from RefSeq and is a predicted model, not a curated record. NCBI's taxonomy places the organism in Eukaryota, Metazoa, Chordata, Aves, Suliformes, Phalacrocoracidae.